This is a messenger RNA of Xenia sp. Carnegie-2017, 741 nucleotides long. RefSeq lists its product as uncharacterized. The record is from RefSeq and is a predicted model, not a curated record. The transcript has 6 exons. Gene Ontology annotation, molecular function: cysteine-type peptidase activity. Gene Ontology annotation, biological process: proteolysis. Lineage: Eukaryota; Metazoa; Cnidaria; Anthozoa; Malacalcyonacea; Xeniidae. The coding region runs from base 149 to 658 and encodes 169 amino acids.
GAUGGCUUAGUGAUACAGUUAUCAACGCUUUCUUAUGGAAACUUUCAUGUGAAUAUCCUGGUGUCCUACCAGCAGAAUCAUAUGUAUGUCAGUUGGUGCAACGAGGAUCUAGUACACGUCGACUGACACAAUAAUAUUUCCUCUCAAUAUGUCUGGGAGCCAUUGGACACUUUUGGUAAUCGACAAACAAAAAGAGAUGGUAUACUACCUUGAUCCUAUGGAAGGUCAUGUAGAAGAAGUUAUCAGUGAGGCAACAAGAGUUGAACUUUCACAGUUUAUCAAAAGCAUUUGUGCCCUUGUUGAUCUAAAAAGUGGGUGGAACACAUCAACUUGGUCUAUUAUUCAGCCUUCACACUAUGUGCAAGAGGAUGGGUUUAACUGUGGAAUAAUUAUUUGCCUGUUUGCUGAAUAUCUGAGUCAAAAUCUUGACAUAAAUGCAAAGUUUGACAUGAGAAAAGUGAGGCAGCACGUGACUUCAACGAUUAUGGGUUCUUGCUAUGAUGACAUUUAUGAGAGAAAUAGUUUGGUAUGCAAGAUUUGCAAGAUAGAUGAUGGUGAAGACUGUUUGGGAUGUGAUUCAUGUGGGCAGUACUUUCAUGCAAGUUGUCGGAAUGUUGACUUUGGACAAACUCUGACAGAGUACUUUGCUUGCCCAUAAUCAGACAUGACAAUCGUAUAAUAAUACAAAACAUAAAUUGUAAGAUUUAAAAGUGCCGAAUAAAAAAGACUUACCGAUUAGAA